Molecule: messenger RNA, 1452 nt
Organism: Aspergillus viridinutans
Lineage: Eukaryota; Fungi; Ascomycota; Eurotiomycetes; Eurotiales; Aspergillaceae
Product: aminoglycoside phosphotransferase family protein
Exons: 4
Coding region: 1-1452 (483 amino acids)
Source: RefSeq, a predicted model, not a curated record
AUGGCGCCUCGAUUAGGAAGAUAUAACGCGACUAUCCGGCUAAUUGAGUCCACCCAGCUCACACCAACCGAGCAUUCGAUCUGGAGAGCCUUUCUGGACGAGGCUGUCGAUCCGGACUAUGCUGCUCAAUAUAUCUGGGAAAGGAUCCACGACCGUUCCGGUCGUCCUCCGGAGCAAGUCUUGCGAGAAUUAAAACUCCACUGGAAGCGAGUUGUCACUAAGUUGGCCAGGCGAGACCAAGUCUCGUCAGAAGCACGAACUCUGGUCGAAGCUCGGGACGAUUCGCACUGCUUUAUGCUGUGUCGGAAGCCAUCGGACCCCAGCGUAUGCGUUCGUUUCGAUCAUGCCUGGGUGAUCCCACCGAGCCUUUUCGAUGACAGUGACAUGGAUCCGCAGUAUUUCGUCUCCAAACUGUGGCCCGAGCCUUGUGAUUCGCUCUUCCUCAGCGAUGGCAGCCCAUGGGACCAGACAGAGCAGAUGUUCAUCAUGGAGACCCGAGACGCAAACCUACCUCUUCCAGAUCCAUUCCUAUUCCGAACGCACUACCGGAUUGCAGCCUCGUUGCAUCUAUUCCAUGUUGUCGAACGAAUCGCCGAGGGUUGGCCCUCGCCCCCGUUAUUCCUGUUGAAUUCAAUGACACAGAAGACUUUACGCUCUCUCUGGCAUCUUGUGCCCAAGUUGAUUCGUGUCCAGUGCUACCGCGUGCUUCUGAAACUAGGCAGCCACCUCUACCCGCGGUCUUCCGCCGGCCUCGUGCACCGGCUGCCGUUCGGACUAUUUGCGAAAGAAUGCAAACGCUCUCAUCCUAAUGAAGCUGAGGCAUUGCGGCUGGUGGAACGGUACACUUCGAUCCCAGCACCCCUCUGGGUGGAUGAAUACCAGGGGAGCAGGCAUCCCGUUCUUAUCAUGACGGCCGUGCCCGGACAAACGCUAGGGGCGGUCUUUCACCGUCUCUCAUACUCGGAGCGCGAGCAGCUGUCGAAAGACUUGAAGAGUGUUUUGUCGCAGCUGCGGUGCGUUCCGAACCAGACCUCGUACCUCUUCUGCAACUGUCAUGGCGGCCCGCUGAAGGACCAUCGUUUUCCAUCCGGCACAUGUGGUCCAUUCAACCUGGUUUCUGAAUUCAACGCCUUCCUAGUCCACCGCUACGUGCGCAAGGGGACAAAGGACAAGAUUGCAGCCGUCCACGCCCGUCCAUAUCGGUCUGUGUUCACCCAUGCCGAUCUCCACCCCAGCAAUAUCCUUAUUGAUCGUGGACGCCUGUCUGGAAUUGUGGACUGGGAAUGCGCAGGCUUCUAUCCCGAGUACUGGGAGUUUACAAAGCUCAUGUAUGGUGCAGAACGAUUCCCGGAAAUCCGGCAGAUCAUUCGCGAUGCAUUCACAGAGGAUGACUAUCAGGAGGAGCUUGAGGCCGAGACGCUACUAUGGAAUGACACGCCAGUCGGUGUAUAA